This is a messenger RNA of Lasiosphaeria miniovina, 417 nucleotides long. RefSeq lists its product as uncharacterized. The record is from RefSeq and is a predicted model, not a curated record. The transcript has 4 exons. Lineage: Eukaryota; Fungi; Ascomycota; Sordariomycetes; Sordariales; Lasiosphaeriaceae. Bases 1 to 417 code for a protein of 138 amino acids.
AUGAGCGCUUGUGGUGGUCGAGUUCAGCUGGCCAACCCGAAGGCGCUAGUCCAAUUUCAAUGGGGAAUGCGCCUGGUGCGUAGGAGCUUGUGGGACAAGGUCAAGAACAACAUAAACGACCAGACCCAUGGGCUGUGGAGGACAUAUGUCUGGUAUUUGACCCAUUUCGCCUACAAGAAGGCGGCCACCCUCGACGAUCUCGCCCGAGGCUUCGGUGUUGUUCCGGGAGCCAUGCAGGAGACCAUCAAGGCGUACAACGACGCACUCGCAAACAAGCAGCCCGGCCCGUCCACCAUGUCCGCCGUCCAGGAUCGCAGGAACGAAUGCUCCCACGUCUCCACAGUUACCGCCUCUGGCGAGAUUGAAGUGCGCAAGCAAGUCAUCGAGGACCUGACAGCUGCGAGGCCUCAGGAAUGA